UGGCAAACGACUCGAUAGCAGCCUUACGUGGCGGGUGCCCCGCGCCUUUUUUCAAUGAGCUCAUGUUCCCUGCGGAUGGAGGACGUAAGUCUCGAAUCGAUCUCAUCACCGAGUGUGUGUCUAAUCGGUCUAUAGAUGUGGAUGGCCGCAUAUGCGCGCCCUUUGCGACCUUGAGUUGUUGUGUACCUUGCCCUAUGACAGACUGGGCUUACCCGGAUAAUUUCACGACGGCAACGACGGCAGCAAACUGGGUCAAUGUCGUUGGCAUGGUUUGCUGUGCUUUUCUCUUGAUUUCCUGGAUUGUGCUUCCCGUCGAUAAGACACAUCGCCACUACCUGAGUAUCAGUCUCGCCUGCGCCGUUGUUCUCAUGAAUGUGGGUUAGCUCUUGUUUAGGGGUAUGUAGCUCGAGUAUAGUUAGCUAAUCAUCUAUAGUUGGGCUUCAUUAUUCCUUUAGCGGCUAAGCCAGAGCAAUGUUUUAACGAAAUCACUCCGCACGGGAUGGAUACAAGUUCCGUAUGCGCCGCCUCGGGUUCUUUCUUGCUGGCCGGUGGCUGGGCUGGUAUCAUGUGGGUUUUCUUACGAGCGCUUUCCCUGCAUCUUCAGAUCUGCUGGCAAUUAGUCGUGGGCCGGAAUUAUAUGUGGUUUUCUCAAGUGCUCGGUUGGGGUAUACCCAUCAUCGGCCUCGUUAUCCUCCUUGUCUUUAGCGGAGUUUCGUUCCGCUUUGGAGCUACGUGCCAUAUCAACCACGAGAACAGUUUGGCCGAUUUCUGGAUUCCGCUGCUGGUAUUUGCAGGCCUCACCGUUAUCAUUCAAUUCGCCACCUUCGGAUACUGCAUUAAGGUCUACCUCGCAUCUUUGACUGACAAUAGCGCCACGACCGAAAACUCUGGCAUGCCCUCUUACUCAAACAGCAUCCGCACUAUGACUCCUCGUCAGGCAUACCGAAGAAUACGCCGCGUUAUCCAACUUCAAUGGCGUGGUAUCGUCAUCGUGCUCGUUAUCAUCGCGGAUGUUAUCUUCUUCGCCGUUAUCUUUGUCUUCCUUGAUAACACCGUGGAAUCAAUUAGGACUCAUCCUGACAAGGCGUUGACUUGGGCGGCCUGUCUAGUCCAAUCCGGUGGUGAUAAAAAUAAGUGCUUAUAUCUAGCAGACGAAUUAGUAGUCAGUCUUCCGACUGUCACGGCGGUCUUGAUACUUCUAGCGAUGAACGGCCUUUGGCUACUCUUACUACUCGGCCGCUGGUCAAUGGUUACUGGCUGGCUCGACUUAUUCGGAUCAUACACUGGUUUACGUACCAAGAAAGAAUUUGUAUCUGUUGAUGCUCGGAUGGAUAUUAAGCAGGACCCCCGGUCUUAUGAAAUGUUGUCUCGCGAUUCCGGAAAAACAGACACCAUGCUGACGCCAAUUAGCCCAACAAAGUCGCCGACCUCGCGAGGUGGGCGCCAGACGCCGGAUUACUUCGGACAGACGGCACGAUACCAACCACACCAGCGGUCGUUCUCUUCACCAAGGCCGCCGCAACAGUUACAGUGGGAAACGACACAGGAGAGGUACCAAGACUCGUAUCCAUUACCAUCAAUGCCUGCGCAACCACACGGGUAUGAAAACAUGAACCCACUAGGGAUGAAUAGAAUACAGAGAGACGAAGAAGAAGGAUACGCGGCUCCGAGAUCCCAAUAUACCCAGCCCGGAGCACCCGAUUAUAAUCGCGACCAUGUUUUCAUCUGAGCAAAUCUAUUUUAUUCACGCAGGCUCCCUGCAUAACAACUAUCCUGUACAAUUUUUCUUUUGAUGUUACCAUAUUAAAACGGCUCAGUGCCUUGAACGUGUGGUGUUUUGGGGCUUAAAGCGUGGCGUCUCGGGAUUGGACGGAUUUUGUAUCGAUAAAAUCACUCUUUACCCUAGAGGCGUGAUCGACUGCAAAGAAUAGGCAGGGGCAUCGGAAAAUCUAGGAAGACAAAUACCCCAGAAGAGAGAGGGGGUUAGUUACCUCGGGGAAGAAGCAGCGAGGCAAAAUAGUAUAACUAAAAAAUAAGUAUUCAUAAUGUGGACACCGGGUUCAGGGGAGGAGAGAUGGCGGUAAGCCGGCUGGCUGGCAUGUCUCAUGUCUUGCCUCUGAUGCCUAGAACGAAGUAUUAGCAUGAAAGCUGACCGGGAGACGAAGCUACGCAGCGAUGGCAGCUUCGUUUCUUUAGGCAUUUGGCUUGUUGGCUUCGAAUAGGUGGCCUAUAUUAGUCUAAAUCAAUGAAAUGGGCUAUUCGCCUCAGUUUGACUUUUACUUUCUUGUUCGAGCGCGGUCUAAAGAUUAUCAUUAACUUAGAAUAUUCUUUUCUCAACGAAUCAUAUCCCAAAUCUG
Daldinia vernicosa is the source of this 2357-nucleotide messenger RNA. RefSeq lists its product as uncharacterized. The record is from RefSeq and is a predicted model, not a curated record. The transcript is spliced from 2 exons. Gene Ontology annotation, molecular function: G protein-coupled receptor activity. Gene Ontology annotation, cellular component: membrane. Gene Ontology annotation, biological process: cell surface receptor signaling pathway; G protein-coupled receptor signaling pathway. Bases 500 to 1729 code for a protein of 409 amino acids. Lineage: Eukaryota; Fungi; Ascomycota; Sordariomycetes; Xylariales; Hypoxylaceae.